AAUUACACAAACACACAGGAUCAGGUUCAUUUGGCCAGCUCCCGACUAUUAAUACAUUAUUUUAUAUGUUAGAAACCUCUUCUGCUGAUUAUAACAUUUUCAAAGAGUCUCACAACAAACCGUUACUUUCACCUCAAUCUAAAUCUGUGCGAUCCUUUCAGCAUUCCUUUCUCUCUGUCGUCAUGGUAGCAGCAGGACAGCUCUGCUAUAUAAAGUCCUCCUCUUCUGCAUCCUGAGCCACAGCGACAAAGGGUGUUUAAACCUCUGCUUUACUUGUAGAAGGACCGAAGAUCAAACCCUGAGCCAUCGGACUUGGUAGACUUUUUAACCUGCGUUUUUUUUCUUAUUUGCUCUUCUCUGGAAGAUGGAGAAUCUCUCAGCUAAAGCUGUUUUAUUUUUCUUUAUGACUGCACAGAGCUUUGCACCGACCUGGGCUCAGGUAUGUCCUCGGAGAUGCCACUGUCCAGAGGAGGUCCCUAUGUGCCUCCCAGGGGUGUCCCUGGUGCUGGAUGACUGCGCCUGCUGUCUAGUUUGUGCAGGUCAAAAGGGCCAAGCCUGCUCUGAGAUGAAACCCUGCGACACUCGUAAUGGACUACAGUGUGAUUACUCCGUAGAUGUUCACAAGAGGACUGGUAUCUGUACAGUCAGUGUGGGUAAUGUUUGUGUCCUGGAGGGUUUAGCCUAUCAGCAUGGCCAGAUAUUCUUCCCCAGCUGUAAAUACCAGUGUGUGUGCCAGAAUGGUCAGAUAGCCUGUAUCCCUCGCUGCAGCCUGGAUGUCAUGCUUCCUGGGCCUGACUGCCCAAUGCCACGAAAGGUCCAGGUGCCUGGAGAAUGCUGCGAGAAAUGGGUGUGUGAACCCCAGACUAAAAACAGCGCACUGGGUGGCUUUGCCAUGGCUGCCUACCGUCAAGAGGAAGUUCGCAGCUUUGACGGCUGGGACCCAAGGAUGAACUGCAUCGAACAAACCACAGAGUGGGGGGCCUGCUCUAAAACAUGUGGCAUGGGGGUGUCCACCAGGGUUACAAACAAGAAUGAUCGCUGUGAGAUGGUGAAACAGAGUCGGCUCUGUAAGAUCAGACCCUGUGAGGACCUGCAAGGGCAGGCCACUCAUGUUUCACUAACGAGAGGAAGCAUAUGCCAGAGAGUUGUAAGGAGUGAAAAAGCUGUUCAUCUUUCCCAUAAUAACUGCACCAGCAUCCUGUCCUACAAGCCUCGCUACUGCGGCUCUUGCACAGAUGGCCGCUGUUGCACCCCGCACAGGACCAAGACUUCUCUAGUGGAUUUGCAGUGUUCAGACGGUAAAACAAUUCGCAAGCCAGUCAUGGCGAUCCUGACCUGUGUCUGCCACACCCAUUGCCCCAGAGACAAUGCUUCGUGGGAGCCAUCACAGCUCCAACAUGGUGGCGUGAGAGUAUGAAGUGUCCAGAUUGCAGUUCCAGACUCAAAACUAUGUCAGACAUACCUUUUUAUCCAAAGUAUGUGCCGCAUGGAGUCCAGGUAAUUAGUAUAGAGUACAUAGAUUUAGGAUGCGCAUAA
Messenger RNA from Cyprinodon tularosa, 1536 nucleotides. RefSeq names its product CCN family member 3-like. Gene Ontology annotation, cellular component: extracellular region; extracellular matrix. The transcript has 5 exons. Gene Ontology annotation, biological process: cell adhesion; signal transduction. Gene Ontology annotation, molecular function: integrin binding; heparin binding. The record is from RefSeq and is a predicted model, not a curated record. Lineage: Eukaryota; Metazoa; Chordata; Actinopteri; Cyprinodontiformes; Cyprinodontidae. Bases 365 to 1417 code for a protein of 350 amino acids.